Molecule: messenger RNA, 2176 nt
Organism: Sander lucioperca (pikeperch)
Lineage: Eukaryota; Metazoa; Chordata; Actinopteri; Perciformes; Percidae
Product: methyltransferase-like protein 24
Exons: 5
Coding region: 372-1508 (378 amino acids)
Source: RefSeq, a predicted model, not a curated record
AGUUAUGCGGGAGUGCUAUAAAAUCAUUAGCUUAACUGGAGUCUCUUAGCCUAGCAGUUGUUGUAGCACUUUGCUUAACAACACGAGAAUGUAAAGGGGACUUUUAACCAACAUUUACGUUAAUUUAAAUAUGUAUGAGUUACUUAUGGGCUAAAUAAAGCGGCAGUCACUGUGUCAAUAAGGCCACCGUCGACUGAGGAAUGCGCUUCGUCAUAACAAGUUUUCCCUGGGGGUAAGAAGAAGAAGGAGUUCGGGGAGGGAGUAGGAGGAGGUUUGUUCUCAGCAGGGACUUUCCUCAUUUGCCCUCCAAAAAAAGUUGAAUCACAGGGCACCGUGCCGGAGAUGUUACCCGGUGUCGCCACGGAGAAGGUAUGCGGGCCUGUGCGCUGCGGUGGGGCCGCGGUGGUCUCUCCCUCCGUUCGGGAUUACUACUUCUUUUAAUCCCGCCGUUUCUCCUAGCGCUCCAGCUCCUUGUCGUCGGGCCACGGUUACCUCGAGUCGCAAGGGCGGGGGUGGAGGAACAAGAAAUUGCCUUUUCGGUUAUCAGCAUCGAACCGGAGAGGAACUCACGCCAACAGGAAUCCCCGUCCCGGCGUCCGGGUCUGAAGGAGGAAGAGGAGGAGGUAGAGGUGGAAGAUGGGGAGAAAAGGGAGGGAGCACGAGCCUAUGAGGAUGAGAACGAGAUGCACUCGCGCCAGAUGGGACCCAGAACACUGGAAGUGCAGCCCUGGGCGACAGACAAGCCAUCCUUUGCAGCAGAACUCAAUCGUAUCAUCACAUAUAUCACCAGGCCACAGCUGAACUGCUCCAGGGUUUUGUCUCCAGGCCAGGCUCAGGCAUCACAGCCCCCUGCAGAUUCACCCCACUGGCUGCUGUGUGCGGAGGACUGGCUCCUUCCAGCUGCAGAUAGACUGUGUGUUGCAUACUCCUUUAGUAUGGAUGGGGGUGAUGCACACUUUCUAAAGACUGUGUCAGGGCUGGGAUGUGAAGUCCACAGUUUUGAUCCCAGCAACUCCAAUGCAUCUGGUGGUCACCUUGGCAACAGUUUGGCCAGUAACCAUGGGGAUGGAGGUGUGGUCAGCCAGCACAAGAUGUGGCUGGAGUGGCGAGCUCCACGGAAGCGCAAGCAGAAAACAAGAGGCAACUUGGGUAGUGUUUCUCAAACACUGGCAGACAUCAUGGCAGCUCUGGGACAUCACACAGUUCACUUCCUGUAUGCUGACCUGCUAAGUGCUGAGUGGAGAGUUUUCCAGAACUUGAUUGAGUCGGGAACUCUGCAGAGUGUCCAUCAUCUGGUUGCCACAGUGCACCUGCAAUGGGCAGGGUUUGAGGUGGGCGGAACCAAUGAGGAAGUGCUCCGCUAUUGGUUCAGUGUCCUACUGGGUCUCCAAGCUUCUGGACUCAAGCUGGUCCACAGCUCUGCAGGAGAGGGUCACAGUGUCCUAAAACAGACAGUAGCAAAUGGUCACAGCUCCUACACACUCAGCUGGGCCAAUACAGGACGAUGACACUCACAUGAAUGUGUACACACAUGACCAGGCAUUGUGGAUGGCCUCAUCAGGCAAACAUGACAUCUCCCUCUAGUGGAAAUGAAAGGAUCUGCAUUUGCAUCACUCCACCCUCAGAGGAAAUCCUAGCUAAUUUGACCAAAUAUGGAGCAGAAGGUGGGCUUGCUGAUUUAACAGGGCAACAGUGCAACAAUAUAAUAACUAGAUCUACAGAUUUUAUUUUGUCUUACUUAACAUGAAAAAACAGCAGAUUGUGUCUUAAUUAGUCCUAAAUACCAAAUAGCUGUCUGGCAGGUACCAACACUUUUUUUUGUUGUUGUUGAACCAUAGACUUGUGAUUUUAUCAAUAUUAUAUCACACAGUGCCACUCAUUUCGCAUUAUUUUGAUCCAUCUGUACUUUGAAUGUAGAUUUAACAGAUUUAAUGUUUGUGUACAUCUCUGUAGGCCCUAAAAUAAUUUUAUGUGCAAUAAUUAUUUACAUUGAAGAGAAGAUUAAAUUAUAUUGAGACUAAUGCCUAGUGUGAAAUAUUCAGAAAUGCAUCCAUUGUACUGAUGCAUUUUUACACUCCACUGUCUACUGUAUGACAAAGAAGAAAACAAUGAAACCGUGUUAUAAAUGCGCAUUAAUACCAAAAUAAAAUACUAAAAUAAACCCAAAAGUCCUUGA